AUGUGUUAUGGAGAUUCUCACGUUCAGAUACAAGUCCUUAAGUUAAAGAACAUAUAUGGAACAUCGAAGAACAAAGUGGCAGUGAACCUACAAUGCAGCAAGAGUUCCAGCAUAAUGGAGUCUAGGAUGUUCCUUCCACUGCAGUGUGUGAGAAUGUUGACAGUUCUGCUCAUGGUAAGAUGGUUCCCUAACAUUGUAUGGAUUGAUUGGACG
This is a messenger RNA of Thlaspi arvense, 213 nucleotides long. NCBI's taxonomy places the organism in Eukaryota, Viridiplantae, Streptophyta, Magnoliopsida, Brassicales, Brassicaceae. The record is from the annotation of a GenBank genome assembly.